Messenger RNA from Sungouiella intermedia, 1851 nucleotides. The record is from the annotation of a GenBank genome assembly. Lineage: Eukaryota; Fungi; Ascomycota; Pichiomycetes; Serinales; Metschnikowiaceae.
AUGAGUUCAGUAUCUCCCUCAGAUAGCGAUCUCUGGCAGUCAGGAUCGUGCAUUUCAUCGAUCUGGCUGCCCACAGGCUCGGAAUGCACUCCGUCAUCAAUGAUUUGUACCGGCAGUUCCAAAGAUCUUCAGGUUCGACCUUCUAAGAGGCGGUCGAGAGGUGGAUGUCAGUCGUGUCGUCUGCGUAGACAGAAAUGCGACGAGUCGAAGCCCUCGUGUCUGCGGUGUGUUUCUCGAGGCCUCAAAUGUACAUAUAAAGUGUCACUUUCGUUUAGAGACGAAUAUGAGAAAAAUGGAAAGUCUUUUGGAAGAGAGGGUGUGUGGACCAAGCAGGGAACACAAGGCAACGGGUCCAGUGGCCCUAGCAACCUCAUGAAAAAGCUCCAGGGUGUGAAGUUUCAGGAAAUCCGAAAUGUUCAAGCGUUGAACUUCAUCAACUAUAAGUUGGGUGUCUUCAAUAGAACUCUACGACCUUCCUACCGUUUUCCCACCAUCCAGAUCCCAGAAUCGCUUCUUGCUGAUCUGUCAGAUACCGCAUUUGCAUUGAACUACUACUUGGACUUUAUAUCGCCCAUUUUAAAUCCCGUAGGGUUUGCAUCUCGAAAUUCGAAGUUACGACUCGAAAAUGCAGUGGUGGAGCUAGAGCCAGGACUAGAUAUCUCCGAUAUGAUCCAGUACUCGCAGCAACAUACCCACGUAUUCCAGAUGAUGUUGGCUCUUGGGGCCAUGUACUUGUCAAAGUUGGACAACAGCUCGUAUGACUGGCUUUCAAAAUCUAGAGAGUUCAGGCGAGAGGGUUUAAAGAGCAUAGAAACCGUCUUUGGCGCAAAUACUGGACCCGAAGCAAGAUAUACGACUGACCAGCUACUCUCACUCGUUCUUCUCAUGUUUUACGAGUUGGCCGAGGAUGAUAACGAGAAUUGGGCGGAUUAUCUCCAUGCAUCUGGACGUUUAUUCUUUUCGCCAUCGUUUGCAACGCCACAAAGUGAUGUUGAGAGGACACUUUUGAAGUUUUCCUUAGAGCUUCUCAAUUACCAGGAGACCAUGGGUCGCACAGCAUGUAAGGCGAGAAGCAACUUCUUCAUUUCUCCUGAUGAUGAUGGAUCCUACUUAACACCUAGUGAACAAACGAAUGACCAGUUGAUUCAUGUAUCAUGGAUGGGCUGUGAUAAAGACCUUAUCUUCAUCAUCUCCGAUAUUACCGAACUAACAUUCGAGAGAAAUUCAAGUAUUUCGGAGCAAGCGUAUCUCACUAAAUGUCACAGUUUGCGUCACAAACUCGACUCAAUGGAACUUUCAGGUUUGUCUGCUGAGAUGGAAGAGCAGUUGGCAGGAAACGGAGACAUGGCGACUUUUGAGCCAAUCAAAAUCACCGUUGUGGAUGUCGGUUCCAAUGUCGAGGUGGUAUGCUACCUUUUGGCUUGUGAGGCGAAGAGAAUCGCUACAGUUAUCUACCUUGAGUGUAGCUUGCUCAACAAAACACCUAAGGACGCCGAGAUUCAGUCGCUAGUGAUGAGAGUGUACCGUAUUCUUGAGUUCGUGGUGAUGCAGCACUCGUUCAAGUGGUUCUCGACUCUCCUUUGGACCAUUUUCGUUGCAAGCUCUGAAAUUGCUCCGGAGCACGUCACAUCGGAAGAACUUCGCUAUUUGACACUUUCAAUUCUCAAGCGAAUCGAGAGUCGCAGCUUGGGUAAUGUGGCCAUGACCAUUGACCUUGUUGUGGGCAUAUGGAAGAACCGAGAUCUUGCGGAAGGUGGAGUCGUGAAGAAGACUCAUAAUAGUAUAAUCGGCUUUAAGAAUGACUGGGAUGUGUAUGUUGCAGACGAAUCCUAUAGGGUGUCCCUAGCUUAA